Osmia bicornis bicornis is the source of this 3285-nucleotide messenger RNA. It is a transcript of the gene rump, whose product is annotated as myelin expression factor 2. The transcript is spliced from 9 exons. Gene Ontology annotation, molecular function: mRNA binding. Gene Ontology annotation, cellular component: nucleus; cytoplasm. The record is from RefSeq and is a predicted model, not a curated record. NCBI's taxonomy places the organism in Eukaryota, Metazoa, Arthropoda, Insecta, Hymenoptera, Megachilidae. The coding region runs from base 356 to 2086 and encodes 576 amino acids.
UAAAAUUUAAAGUCAGGUUAUGUUCAAUACUGUGGCAACUUCAGAAUGUACACAAUAUUCUUUAGUCGUAAAACGUAUAAUUCGUGAUCGCCGCAAACGUAGGAGUAACAUAACAAUUAUUAAAACUUUAUACGCAAGCGAUCUUUACACAUAAGUUUGCAUUAUUUCAAUCAGAAAUCUAAUUUUGAAUACAGUAGUUUCCGGUACGUUUUGCCACUUCCUUAGACAGCCAUUUUAUAAGACGCUUCACGAUCGCGUAUGUUUGCAUGUACGGUGUCUUUUACCCUUUUUAAGUGCGAACUGCAAUAUCAGUUCUUUAAAUAAUUUAGCUUGUUGAGUAAAAGAAGCCUCAACAAUGAUCAAACAAGAGGAGAAUCCAGCGCAGAAUAAUGAUGAAAGGGACCGAAGUAGGGAGCGUGAUCGUAAUCGGAGAUCGGAAAGACAAAAUCGAAUAAAUUCUACUAGUCGAGAUCGGAGUAGAGAACGAAACGAUCGUGGUGGUAGAAAACCUUCAGAUCGCCGAAUUUAUGUAUCAAACAUUCCCUAUGAUUUUCGAUGGCAAGAUCUUAAGGAUUUAUUCAGAACGGAAGUUGGAAAGGUUGCGCAUGUGGAACUGUUUACCGAUGAAAAUGACAAACCUAGAGGCUGUGGAAUUGUCGAAUUUGAGGAUUCAGACUCUGUAAAAAUUGCUGUAGAAAAAAUGCACAGAUAUGAUAUUAAAGGAAGAAAACUUGUCGUCAAAGAGGUAGACUUUGAUGUUGAACGUGAUAAAUAUGGUCGUCUAGCCACAGCUCGUAACAAUGACAGAGUUCGUGAUGAUAGAUUUAGAGAUCCACCAAGACCACAAGGGGGUGGUCGCCAAAAUAUGAAUCCUCCUGCUGGUGGAGGUGGUGGUGGAGGUGGUGGCGGCGGCGGCGGUGGUGGUGGUGAUAAUAAAUUUGGAAAUACUUAUGGUCUAAGUACUCAGUUUUUAGAAUCUUUAGGUAUUAAUGGACCCUUAGUUACUAGAGUGUUUGUAGCGAAUCUUGAUUACAAAGUGGAUGAAAAGAAACUAUUGGAAGUUUUUAAACUAGCUGGUAAAGUAUUGCAUGUUGAGUUAGGAAAGGAUAAAGAUGGAAAAUCACGAGGAUUCGGAGUCGUAGAAUACGAUCAUCCGGUUGAAUCGGUUCAGGCUAUAUCGAUGCUUCACAAUCAACAACUGUAUGACAGACGUAUGACUGUUAGACUUGAUAGAGCAAAUGAACCAGACAUGCCACCAAAGUUGCCAGAAGGUUUAAAGGGAAUUGGAAUGGGACUUGGAGCUGGUGGUAAUAGAUUAAUGGAUGUAGCUAGAAACAUUCCUAAUGUACAAGCAAAUAAUCCACCUGUUGUAAAUCCUAUUUCUGCACCCGUGUUGGCUGCUGGAGCCUUUGGUGCUGGCUUAAAUAAUGUUGUGCCAGCACAAUUAGCCUCUGCAUUGACAAACACGAAUGCAGCUCUUCAAGCAAGUUUUGCUGGAGGUUUAGGUGCUAAUUUGGCCAGCAGUUCAUUGCUGAAUUCAUCUUUAACAAAUGAAUUGGCUUCUAACUUAAAUAAUUUUGGCGGAGGAGUCGGAGGUGUCGGAGGUUUGUCUAAUUUACAAGCCUCUUUAACUGGUGGACAAAGCAACAAUUCGUUUGCGUCUCGAGGCUUAUCUAAAAUGGACAAUGAUGUAGGCUUCGGUGGAAACAAUGCUUUCGGUGGUUCUAACUUCGGUGGUGGAAGAGAUUUUGAUGGUGGAUUCAACAGAGGGGACAAUGAUCGUGUUCCUGGUGCCGGUGGUGGUUUCUCUGGCAAUCAAAGCCAAGGAGGAGGCGGUAACAGGCAAAACACGAAUGGUUCACGACCGAUGUCGGAUACUAUUCUUAUAGGAAAUUUACCACCAAAUACCACAUGGCAAAUGUUGCGAGACAAAUUCCAAGAUGUCGGAGAGGUCAAGUUUGCUGAAAUGCGGGGCACUGAUAUGGGAAUGGUACGAUUUGCAUCUGAAUGGGACGCUGAACGUGCUGUGUCUAUGAUGAAUCGGUCACGCAUUGACGGCAGAACGAUUGAUGUUCGCCUUUACUAAAAGACGGGAAUACACUUAAGCGAGAGGAGACUGGGUGUUCGUAUGUCGUCUGCAGGAUUGUUCCACUCCUGAUGACAAUACUUGAAAUUCAUCCUAGUUGUGUGGCAGAACUUAGGACGGUGGGUGAGAAGUAUCUGUCGUUGGAAGAUCAACAAUCGUGUUUUAUGCCUACUUCAACGUUGAAACACUCAUUGGCUGCUGAUGAUCACCCUUCCUUGCUACAACUGUUUCAUUCGAAAUUCGUUUACCAGAUUAUCGUUCCUUUUUACAGUGGAUGUCUAAUAAUUGUUCACUCCAAAACCAAUCUUUUUCGAGUGAUCGAUAAAUAGUUUAGUUGUUAGGAAUAGGUUCAUAAUGUUCAACGUAAUCCAUAGGUUUUUUUCAGUAUGUAGGUUUAUGAUAUUUACAGUAAUUAUCAAACAUAGUUUGUAAGUUUAUUUCUUAGUUUUCAUGAUGAGAGAUCAAUCAGUUUUCCCACAUUCCGGUCGAACGUGACGCUCUGGUCGUUCCCGGGACUGGUUUAUCAAUCAGGGACAGAUUAAUCUUUCAAGUAUAAAUAUUAACGCGAUAUAGCUGUUACGGAUUGUACGAGUUAAAAGUUUAUCCAUGUAUGAUAGAUACUUUCAUGCACAAUCCUACACAGAUCGUGGACGUGUGUGUUCGGUUUUUCUGUGGUAUCGGUCGCACUCUGUUCUUGUAUCUCAAUACAUAGAAUGAUACAUCAUGGCUCAACAGGGGAGUGUAUCGUUUUCAUUGUAGUUCUGCGAUCUGAUCGUUUACUCGUCGCGCCACAUCGUUCUAGUAACUUGGAGAUUCAAGUAGAGAAAAAAUUUUAGUUGUCAUUAGGAAGCUCCCUUCCAGUUCACCUCGUUUUUUCGAGACUUCAGCGAAUGAACUAUUGGAUUGACUUUAUACCCUAAAUUCGGCAGAAUUGUCUUACAUAUUGUGCAUCAUAAUAUGUUUACCAAAAAAUACUAAAUAUUUAACUUAAGACAAAUACGGACAAUUUAAAGAAGAUAAACGAUCAAGAAGAUAUCUAGUUAAUAUAAAAUGUUACGAGUUUAUUCUUUGGUAAACAUAUUUCCUCUCGCCAUGUAGAUCUCGAGGAACAUUCUGCGCAUUGUAUAACACUCUUGUAUAACCACGACAUCAUGACAGUGAUUGAAUAAAAUCCAAAUCCGUUUUGACUACAAAAAUAU